Messenger RNA from Cokeromyces recurvatus, 1002 nucleotides. Its product is annotated as ribosomal protein L35Ae-domain-containing protein. The coding region runs from base 477 to 866 and encodes 129 amino acids. The transcript has 3 exons. Gene Ontology annotation, cellular component: cytosolic large ribosomal subunit; ribosome. Gene Ontology annotation, biological process: cytoplasmic translation; ribosomal large subunit biogenesis. Lineage: Eukaryota; Fungi; Mucoromycota; Mucoromycetes; Mucorales; Mucoraceae. Gene Ontology annotation, molecular function: structural constituent of ribosome. The record is from RefSeq and is a predicted model, not a curated record.
AGAGAGUGUGUGUGUGUGUGAGCGCAAGUGGCAUAUUUGUGUUGGGGGUCAGCAAGAAAGCCUAAAGAACUUCCUCUUUUAAUCAAAAUGUCAAACCGGUAUGUCAAAUAUUUAAUAAUGAAUAAAGAGAAAAAGAAAGAAAGAAUAUAGUCAGCAAAUAAUGAUAGAUAGAUGGAUGGAUGGAUGAAUAGACAGAUAGAUGAAUGGACAACACUAGAAUUAAAAAAAAAAAAAAAAAGAUAAUUCAUAUACGAUUUUUUCUUUUUUCUUUUAAAAAAAAAGUUAUGUUUUGAUCAAGUAUACUCUUCAGACAUUUAUUAAAGUAAUUUGAAUUUGAUUGAUGAGCAACUAUAUAUAUACAUGUAUAUAUGUAUAUACUUUGGACAAUUUAAAUCAAUACCAUCAGCGCACACACAGAAAGAGAAAAUAAGGGGAAGAAAAUAGAUGACUAUUAAAAAAAAAAAGUUUGCCUCUGAAUGAAUUGGUUUAAUCACAAAGGACUUGGUCCCUUUUUUUUUAUUUUGCUUGACUUUGUUAAAAGCAUAACCAAUUGCAUUCAUCUUUACAGCAAGGGCCGUGUUUUGGGUUACGAACGUGCUAAGCGUAACCAAAACCCUAACGUUUCUUUGAUCCAAAUUGAAGGUGUCAAGACUACCAAGGAUGCUCAAUUCUACCUUGGUAAGCGUGUUGCCUAUGUUUACCGUGCCCAACGCGAAGUCAAUGGUUCCAAGAUUCGCGUUAUCUGGGGUCGUAUCGCUCGUGCUCACGGUACUAACGGUGUUGUUAAGGCCCGUUUCCGUAAGAACUUGCCUCCUAAGGUCUUUGGUGCUUCCGUUCGUGUUAUGCUUUAUCCUUCCAAUAUCUAAAUUUGUUUUUAAUAAAUAAUAAUAAAGAAGAAAGGAAAUUUGCAUAUCAUACUAUUCUAUUCCAUUAUGUCUUUAAUACAUAAAAGGGAACUUUUUAUAUAAAUAAAUACAUGUCUUUGUUUAUUAUGAUGUCUCA